This is a messenger RNA of Ictalurus furcatus (blue catfish), 2208 nucleotides long. RefSeq names its product sialoadhesin-like. Lineage: Eukaryota; Metazoa; Chordata; Actinopteri; Siluriformes; Ictaluridae. Bases 249 to 1634 code for a protein of 461 amino acids. The record is from RefSeq and is a predicted model, not a curated record. The transcript has 11 exons.
UACAGAGAGAGUGGUAUCGAGUCCAGAGCUCUGAAGGAGAACCACGAGACCUGAGGAAAGAUCCACAAUACUCAGGACGAGUGUCUGUAAGCACCUGGUGGUCUUCCUGUGAGCUGACAGUGAGGAAUGUGAGAGUGAGUGACUCUGGAGUUUAUAACUUCAGAUUUAAAACACAGAGCAGUGACUGGAUAGCAGCUUCAUCUGGAGUUCAUCUAACUGUUACAGAUCUGAAGGUUACAGUAUCAGACAUGUACAGCUGGAUCAAGAAGCUGAGCUCCAUCACCACCUGCACUCUGUCUAACAACCUCACUUACAUCUGGUACAAGAACGGACAGCGUGUUACUGACCAGGACAGAAAUGAUCUGUAUGUCAGUAGUGAGGAUGCAGGCAGCUACUCCUGUGCUGUAAGAGGACACGAGGAGCUUCGCUCUCCUGCUGUCUGUGUUUUUGAUGAGAAGAGCUGCUGGAGUGUGACAUACUCCACCCAGACUAUCUGCUCUCUGAUUGGCUCGUCAGUGGACAUACACAGUUAUUACACCUUCCCUAAUCGUUACAAGGUCACAGAAGUGUUCUGGUUCAUUAAAGAGCAGGCUGGUGCUGAAUCUGGGGAUGUGAGAGAUGAUGAGGAGUAUCAGGGCCGAGUGCAGUACACACAGAUCUCCCAGAAUAACUGUAGACUGAGAAUCACUAACCUGAGAGAGAGAGAUGCUCAAACAUACAGAUUCAGAUUCUACACUGAUGAUCCUACAGGCAAAUACACCAGUGAUCCUGGAGUCUCUCUGUCUGUCACAGAUCUGAAGGUUACAGUAUCAGACUGGAGUGAGCAGUACAUGAAUCUGAGCUGCAUCACCACCUGCACUCUGUCUAACAUCCCCACUUACAUCUGGUACAAGAACGGACAGCGUGUGUCUGAGUGUAAAUCUGCCUCCUGCUCUGUAGCUGCAGUUGGUGGUGCGGUCAGUUACAGCUGUGCUGUUGAAGGCCAUGACAGUCUCCUCUCUCCUCCAGUGUAUUCUCCUAAAAACACCAGAGCAGUGGUUCUUUCCUCUGGAGACAGCGUGGAGGGGGAUUCAGUGACUCUGAGCUGUAGCAGUGAUGCAAACCCUCCUGUUCUCACCUACUCCUGGUUUAAACAGAGAGCAGCUGCAGACACACUGCUGACAACAGGCCAGAAUUACAGCAUCAGCAACAUCAGCUCCCAGCACAGCGGACUGUACUACUGCACUGCUCACAACCAGCUGGGACAGCACAACUCUACACCAACACACCUGGAUGUGAUAGGUGAUGAGGAGAGCUCAGCGAAGGUGUGGAAGCUGCAUGCUGUAUGGGGAGCUGCUGCACUCGUUCCUGCUCUGCUUCUCUCUCUUCUUACUGCCGUUCUGUGCAUUAAGAGGAAGAGAGGAGCAGAGAGAGACACAGACAUUCAGAGUGUUCCAAAGCCUGGAGAUGACACAUACACAGCACUGAACCCCAUGAAUACAUCCCCGGAUUAUGACACUCUGCAAAAUGUUAAUUGCUCUGCCAGUGACACUUACACAACCCUGAACCCUGCAACCAUGUCCUCUGAUUAUGACACGCUGACGGGUGUGGCUACUCGACUCAGUGAGGAGAAGUACUCCAGAACUGGUGAAUGAGAACUAACGGUUGACUUUGGUUAGUAACGGCUCAGGAAGGAUGCUCAGGUGAAAAUCUGGUUAAUGAUGAUGAUAACUGAUAAUGAAGCAGGGAAUACCAACCUCCAUCAACAUGAAUUCUACUAUGUCGGAUCUGUUACUGUACAGUGCUUGAAAUGUUUCUACAUACAAGAAUAAAAUUGAGCUUAUGAGAUUUUAUGUCAUGUAUUAUUAUCUUUUAGAUUUAUAGAGUGUCUUCAAACAGCAGUGCAAACCUCUUUCCAUAAAAUAGAGAACAAUCCUGGUCAUUUGAAAAGUGUUAAUAUAAUAAAGUAGAAAGACAAAAUAAAUAAUGAAAAACAUAAUUUAUGGGCCUUAAAUAUAAAGGACAUGAAAUCAUCCGAAACAGAUUAUAUUCAAUCUUUAAUCACAACAUAAGCAAGAUUUUAAAAUAUAGAAGUUGUGUCAGUAAAGAUCAAAACACAUUGUGCAGAAAUCUAUUCAAUAUAAAACAAAUAUAUUAAAGUUGCACGAUACGGACACAAUAUCAUCUUAGAAUUAUAUUACUCUUGUGAUAUACCUUGCAGUGUAUUAA